AUGCUGGUGGUCCUGCUCACAGCAGCCUUGCUGGUCCUGAGCUCAGCACAGAGCUCAGAGGAAGAGGUCAUCUAUGAAGACUCAUCUCAGCUGUUAGAUUUAGAGCAGCAGAACCAGGGACAUCGUCAUCCUCAUCCGAGACCACCUCCUGGAGGAUUUCCCCCAAGACCUCCUGCUUCUGAUGAAGAUGAAGAUGGGGAUGAAGAUGACGGUGAUGAUGAUGGCAGUGGGGAUGAUGGAAAUACACCAGAGAGACCACCACCUCCCCCACAACAUCCUCAGCAUCCACGCCCUCCUCACCCAGGACACCACCAUGGUCCACCUCCACCAGGAGGCUCUCAGAGACCUCCUCAAGGCCCACCCCCACAAGGAGGACCACAGCAGAGAUCACCUCAAGGCCCACCCCAACAAGGAGGCCCCCAGCAGAGACCACCUCAAGGCCCACCCUCACCAGGAGGCCCCCAGCAGAGACCUCCCCAAGGACCACCCCCACCAGGAGGCCCCCAGCAGAGACCUCCCCAAGGCCCACCCCCACAAGGAGGCCCCCAGCAGAGACCACCUCAAGGCCCACCCUCACCAGGAGGCCCCCAGCAGAGACCUCCUCAAGGCCCACCCCCACAAGGAGGCCCACAGCAGAGACCCCCUCAAGGCCCACCACCACCAGGAGGCCCACAGCAGAGACCACCUCAAGGCCCACCCCCACAAGGAGGCCCCCAGCAGAGACCUCCCCAAGGCCCACCCCCACCUGGAGGCCCCCAGCAGAGACCACCUCAAGGCCCACCCCCACCAGGAGGACCACAACAGAGACCCCCUCAAGGCCCACCACCACCAGGAGGACCACAGCAGAGACCUCCUCAAGGCCCACCCCCACAAGGAGGCCCCCAGCAGAGACCUCCUCAAGGCCCACCCCCACCAGGAGGCCCACAGCAGAGACCCCCUCAAGGCCCACCCCCACAGGGACCACCUCAGAGACCCCCUCAACCUGGAAACUCACAAGGCCCACCUCAGCAGGGAGGCCAGCCAAGUUUCCUGGGGACAUUUUUUGCAUAG
Molecule: messenger RNA, 1050 nt
Organism: Arvicanthis niloticus (Nile rat)
Lineage: Eukaryota; Metazoa; Chordata; Mammalia; Rodentia; Muridae
Source: RefSeq, a predicted model, not a curated record